Molecule: messenger RNA, 730 nt
Organism: Heteronotia binoei (common prickly gecko)
Lineage: Eukaryota; Metazoa; Chordata; Lepidosauria; Squamata; Gekkonidae
Gene: DPT
Product: dermatopontin
Exons: 4
Coding region: 85-693 (202 amino acids)
Biological process (GO): collagen fibril organization
Cellular component (GO): extracellular matrix
Molecular function (GO): extracellular matrix structural constituent
Source: RefSeq, a predicted model, not a curated record
CAUCUGGAAUCCAAAUGUUAGACAAUAUAAAAAAGCUAGCACAACAACCCAGUGGGGUGCUUUUCAGCCAGAAACACAAGCAACAUGGACCUUGUGCUUCUCUGUGUGUUCCUGCCACUGCUCACAGUGGCCUGGGGCCAGUACCAGGACUAUGAGGGAUAUUAUUUUUCCCAAAAUGAAUACAGGGAUGAUGAUGAAUGGGUCAACGUGUAUCGACAGGGUUUCAACUUCCAGUGUCCUCCUGGGGAAGUGAUAGUGGCAGUGAGGAGCACCUUCAGCAAAAAAGAAGGCUCAGACCGACGGUGGAACUAUGCCUGCAUGCCUACCCCGCAAAACCUCGGAGAGCAAACAGAGUGCUGGUGGGAAGAGAUCAACAGAGCUGGACUGGAAUGGUAUCAGACGUGUUCAAAUAAUGGAUUGGUGGCAGGAUUCCAGAGCCAAUAUUUUCCAUCUGUGCUGGAUCGAGAGUGGCAAUUUUAUUGUUGCAGCUAUGGCCGGAGAUGCCCAUAUUCAUGUUGGCUGACAACAGAACAUCCAGGACAUUAUGGGGAAGAUAUGGACAUGAUGAUGUAUACCUAUGACUACUAUAUCCGUGGAGCAACCACAACUUUUUCGGGUGUGGAGAGAGAUCGACAGUGGAAGUUUAUUGUCUGCAGAAUGACAGAUUAUGACUGUCAGUUUCAGAAUGUUUAGAGGCUUGGAAUAUAUACUAUACUUGGCAGGGGGGAGA